Molecule: messenger RNA, 4326 nt
Organism: Paramormyrops kingsleyae
Lineage: Eukaryota; Metazoa; Chordata; Actinopteri; Osteoglossiformes; Mormyridae
Source: RefSeq, a predicted model, not a curated record
AUGGCGUCCGCGGUGACCUUGGAAGACGCCCUGUCCAACGUGGACCUGCUGGAAGAGCUGCCCCUGCCAGACCAGCAGCCAUGCAUCGAGCCGCUGCCAUCCUCUCUCAUGUACCAGCCCAACUUCAACACCAACUUCGAGGACCGCAACGCCUUCGUCACUGGCAUCGCGAGAUACAUCGAGCAGGCCACUGUCCACUCCAGCAUGAAUGAGAUGCUUGAGCAGGGCCAGGAAUAUGCCAUCAUGCUGUACACCUGGCGGAGCUGCUCGCGGGCCAUCCCCCAGGUGAAAUGCAACGAGCAGCCCAACAGAGUGGAGAUCUAUGAGAAGACUGUGGAGGUCCUGGAGCCCGAAGUCACAAAACUCAUGAACUUCAUGUACUUCCAGCGCACCGCCAUUGACCGCUUCUGUGGUGAGGUGCGGAGGCUGUGCCACGCCGAGCGCCGAAAAGACUUUGUGUCCGAGGCGUACCUGCUCACACUGGGCAAGUUCAUCAACAUGUUUGCCGUGCUGGACGAGCUGAAGAACAUGAAGUGUAGCGUGAAGAACGACCACUCGGCUUAUAAGAGGGCUGCUCAGUUCCUCAGGAAGAUGUCUGAACCCCAGUCCAUCCAGGAGUCCCAGAACCUGUCUAUGUUCCUGGCCAACCACAACAAAAUCACUCAGUCUUUGCAGCAGCAGCUGGAGGUCAUCAGUGGCUACGACGAACUCCUGGCAGACAUCGUAAACCUGUGUGUGGACUAUUAUGAGAACAAGAUGUAUCUCACGCCCAACGAGAAGCACAUGCUGCUCAAGGUGAUGGGCUUUGGGCUGUACCUGAUGGAUGGAGCCAACAGCAACAUCUACAAGCUGGAUGCCAAGAAGAGGAUCAACCUGGCAAAGAUUGAUAAGUUUUUCAAGCAACUCCAGGUCGUGCCGCUCUUCGGUGACAUGCAAAUCGAGCUGUCGAGGUAUAUAAAGACCAGCGCCCACUUCGAGGAGAACAAGUCCAGGUGGUCCUGCACCUCCACAGGCAGCAGCCCCCAGUACAACAUCUGCGAGCAGAUGAUCCAGAUCCGGGAGGACCACAUGCGCUUCAUUUCUGAGUUGGCACGCUACAGCAACAGCGAGGUGGUGACGGGGUCAGGCCGCCAGGAGGCCCAGAAGACAGACGCUGAGUACAGGAAGCUGUUUGACCUGGCCCUGCAGGGCCUCCAGCUCCUGUCACAGUGGAGUGCACACGUCAUGGAAGUGUACUCGUGGAAGCUGGUACACCCCACGGACAAGUACUCCAACAAGGAGUGCCCUGACAACGCAGAGGAAUACGAGAGGGCUACUAGAUACAACUAUACCAGCGAAGAGAAGUUUGCUCUGGUGGAGGUGAUGGCCAUGAUUAAGGGCCUGCAGGUGCUGAUGGGCCGUAUGGAGAGCGUGUUCAAUCACGCCAUCCGCCACACCAUCUACUCCGCCCUGCAGGACUUUGCCCAGCUCACCCUGCGUGAGCCGCUGCGGCAGGCCAUCAAGAAGAAGAAGAACGUUAUCCAGAGCGUUCUGCAGGCCAUCCGUAAGACGAUAUGUGACUGGGAGACCGGCCGGGAGCCUUACAACGACCCCGCCCUCCGUGGAGAGAAGGACCCUAAGGGUGGCUUCGAUAUCAAAGUGCCUCGCCGGGCCGUGGGGCCCUCCAGCACGCAGCUGUACAUGGUGAGAACCAUGCUGGAGUCUCUCAUUGCCGACAAGAGCGGUGCCAAGAAGACGCUCCGCAGCAGUCUGGAGGGACCCACCAUUCUGGAUAUAGAGAAGUUUCACCGCGAGUCCUUCUUCUACACCCAUUUACUCAAUUUCAGCGAGACGCUGCAGCAGUGCUGUGACCUGUCUCAGCUCUGGUUCCGGGAGUUCUUCCUGGAGCUGACCAUGGGCCGCAGGAUCCAGUUCCCCAUCGAGAUGUCCAUGCCCUGGAUCCUCACCGACCACAUCCUGGAGACCAAAGAGGCAUCCAUGAUGGAGUAUGUUCUCUACCCCUUGGAUCUGUAUAACGACAGCGCCCACUACGCCCUGACCAAGUUCAAGAAGCAGUUCCUGUAUGAUGAGAUCGAAGCUGAGGUGAACCUGUGUUUUGACCAGUUUGUCUAUAAACUCGCCGACCAAAUAUUUGGCUACUACAAGAUUCUUGCUGGAAGCCUGUUGCUGGACAAGCGUUUGCGAGCGGAGUGCAAGAACCAGGGGGCCAACAUCCCCUGGCCGUCCUCCAACCGUUACGAGACCCUGCUGAAGCAGAGACACGUGCAGCUCCUGGGUCGUUCAAUCGACCUCAACCGCCUGAUCACUCAGCGGGUUUCUGCUGCCAUGUACAAAUCCCUUGAGCUGGCCAUCGGCCGCUUUGAGAGUGAAGAUCUGACUUCCAUCAUGGAGCUAGAUGGUCUGCUGGAGAUCAACCGCCUGACACACAAGCUUCUCAGCAAAUACCUCACACUGGACAGUCUGGACGCCAUGUUCCGUGAGGCCAACCACAACGUCUCUGCACCUUAUGGCCGCAUCACCCUGCAUGUCUUCUGGGAGCUCAACUACGACUUCUUGCCCAACUACUGCUACAACGGCUCCACCAACAGGUUUGUCCGCACCAUCCUGCCCUUCUCACAGGAGUUCCAGAGAGACAAGCCACCCAACGCCCAGCCACAGUACCUGUAUGGGUCGAAGUCCCUGAACCUGGCAUACAGCAGCAUAUUUGGAUUCUACCGCAACUUUGUGGGCCCUCCCCACUUCAGGGCCAUUUGCAGGCUGCUGGGCUACCAGGGCAUCGCCGUAGUGAUGGAGGAGCUGCUGAAGGUGGUGAAGAGCCUGCUCCAGGGCACCAUAAUGCAGUACGUCAAAACCCUGAUGGAGGUGAUGCCGAAGAUCUGCCGACUCCCAAGACACGAGUACGGCUCCCCAGGCAUCCUGGAGUUCUUUCACCACCAGCUGAAGGACAUUGUGGAAUAUGCUGAGCUGAAGACUGUGUGCUUCCAGAACCUGCGUGAAGUGGGCAACGCCCUGCUCUUCUGUCUGCUGAGCGAGCAGAGUCUGUCUCAGGAAGAGGUGUGUGACCUCCUGCACGCUGCCCCCUUCCAGAACAUUCUGCCCAGGGUGCACGUGAAAGAGGGUGAGCGCCUGGAUGCCAAGAUGAAACGGCUGGAGACCAAGUACACGGCGCUGCACCUCGUGCCGCUCAUCGAGCGCCUGGGGACCCCGCAGCAAAUUGCCAUUGCGAGGGAGGGCGACCUGCUGACCAAGGAGCGUCUCUGCUGCGGACUGUCCAUGUUUGAAGUCAUCCUGAGCCGCGUGCGCAGCUUCCUGGACGACCCCAUCUGGCGGGGGCCGCUGCCUAGCAACGGCGUGAUGCACGUGGACGAGUGCGUGGAGUUCCACCGGCUGUGGAGCGCCAUGCAGUUUGUCUACUGCAUCCCCGUGGGAACCAAUGAGUUCACGGUCGAGCAGUGUUUUGGGGAUGGGCUGCACUGGGCCGGCUGCAUGAUGAUCACCCUGCUGGGGCAGCAGCGCCGCUUUGACAUCCUGGAUUUCAGCUACCACCUGCUGAAAGUGCAGAAGCACGAUGGCAAGGAUGAGAUGAUCAAGAGCGUGUCUCUGAAGAAGAUGGUGGACCGCAUCCGUAAAUUCCAGGUGCUGAACGAUGAGAUCUUCGCCAUCCUCAGCAAGUACCUGAAGGCAGGAGAUGGGGAGAACGUGCCGGUGGAGCACGUCCGUUGCUUCCAGCCCCCCAUCCACCAAUCACUAGCCAGCAACUGAGUUUACAGUGUUAACUUGUCCAGUGAGGCUUAGUGCCAUGAGAUUCUAUAGUGGGACCAAGGGGCCUGGCUGUGGCCUGCGUCGGUCACUAGUCAGUUCCACAUGUGCUUCUCUCUGGAGCAGAACCUUGACAGGGCAGACUGACAUGCCAGAUUCUGUAUACAAAUAGCUAAAACUUGAUUUGAUUAUAGUUUUCAGAAGUUUUUGUAAACUCUUGUGCCUUAUGGGUGUGACCUAGUACAGACUACAAUGCUUCACUUUUUAAAAUUACUAUACUACCAUACUUUAACUUUUUUUUUGAUAUGGAGAAAUAUAGUCAGAUGGUGAAUGAAUGUUUGUUUUUUUUGGUUUUUAUAAAAUGAUUAUUUAAGGGAUAUGCAGUGAGAUGGAAUUGCCAGGACACAGUAACAGGAAACCAGCAUGCACUCAUUGCGUCAUAAGUCAUUAAUCGGGUACGUAACCAUUGGCUGUACCGUCCUCCCGUGUUAACCAUUUAUUGCUUUUGACUUUUAUACUUUGACCUAUUGUAAUCUCAUUGAGUCAAAUAAAUUAACAUUUAAUCAA